Molecule: messenger RNA, 1203 nt
Organism: Adineta ricciae
Lineage: Eukaryota; Metazoa; Rotifera; Eurotatoria; Adinetida; Adinetidae
Source: the annotation of a GenBank genome assembly
AUGUUGGCGAUGAUGAAUUUAAAAUGCUUGACUGUAGUUCUUUUUCUUCUCUUAACUAUCAAAUUCUUCAAUAUACUUCUCUUUGACAGUUGUCCAUUAACAAUCGAACAACAACCGCAUCAUUUUUCCUCUCUUCGAUCAUCAACGCGUUGGAUCAAGAUGAGUACAUUAUACGAUCAAGUUUUAAAAUCAAAUAUUUACAUUCAACCUGUACUACUCACAUUGGUUGUGGUUACAAAUAGUUUCAGCAUUCGCAUUCUUUCCUCCAAUGCUCUUCGUAGUUCACCUUGCUCGCAUUAUUUUAUUACCUACUCAGUUCUGAGUAUAAUUUACAGUUGUCUGGUAUGUCCGACACAAGUUAUACGUGCUUUGUGGAUCGGAUGGGAGAAUACACCAAUAGGAUGUAAUAUAUACUAUUAUAUCAUAUUCUCGCCGCCGAUACUUGCUCGGAUUAUGCUCGUUCUAGCUUCAUUUGAUCGGUAUUGUUCUAGUUCGAAGUCGCGCUCAUUCAAUUCAGCAAGCACGAAACGAAUAGCCCGUCUGACAGUUAUUAUCAGUAUAGUAUUAGGUACGAUAUACAUGAUACCAAUGUUUGUCAUUUACUAUUUUGAUCCAACAGUUGGCCUAUGCCGCUUAUACACUACUCUACCAGCCAAUCUUUAUACAUUUUCUCAAGUCAUAGGUUAUUACAUGCUGGGACCAUUAUUAAUACUAAUUUUUGGUACUCUGACCAUUUUCAAUAUUCGUAAGCAUUCUAUCCGUACAGGAAUACAAAACGGUCCAACGACGUCCACUCGUCGAACAGAAGGACAAUUGGCACGUAUGCUAAUUCUUCAAAUAUUUGUUCAUAUAAUUCUAACCACUCCAUUCGGGGUGAUCUACUGUUUAAAUGUGUUAAUUGCAGCGACGCGUACGCCGACCACAAUCGCUAUACGAAACGGAUGGCAAUUUCAAUGUGCGAAUACAACUUGUUUACCGUCCAACACCUUUCUCACAUUAAAUAUCCGUCAAUGUCAAACAAGCUGCUUAUCCGAAAUCUAUUGUAAAGCCAUCAGUUUUCAUCGACUAGCCACUCGUUGUAAUCUAUUCGAUUACGUACCUGAUCCAAAUGGAAACAUGGUUGUUGAUACAGAUUCGAUGACAAUGAUCGUUAUUACUGAGACGAGAAUACCACGAGAACCCACGACAACUUCAACAACUACA